This is a messenger RNA of Sphaeroforma arctica JP610, 433 nucleotides long. RefSeq lists its product as hypothetical. The record is from RefSeq and is a predicted model, not a curated record. Gene Ontology annotation, molecular function: mRNA guanylyltransferase activity; phosphatase activity. The transcript has 3 exons. NCBI's taxonomy places the organism in Eukaryota, Ichthyosporea, Ichthyophonida. Gene Ontology annotation, biological process: dephosphorylation; 7-methylguanosine mRNA capping. The annotation marks the transcript as partial.
AUGCGCAGGUGUGCACUGUACGCAUGGGUUCAACCGCACAGGCUAUCUGAUCAGCAGCUACAUGGUGGAGCAUGAUGAUCUGGCCAUAGAGACGGCCACGCAAUUUUUCGCAGCCGCCCGUCCCGCCGGUAUCUACAAAGACCACUACCUCAAGAAGCUAUUUGAGAAGUAUGGGGGUGAUGAACAAGACCUGAUUCUUCCUGGAAGACCCGAUUGGGAAGACGAGGAUGCUCUGCAGGCGGAGAUGCCCCAGGGCGAAGGGUACGACGACACAUCCAAUGGCACUGCCAGUCGUAAACGUUCGCACGAGGAGACUAAUGCGUACGGAGGUGUUAGUGAGUCCCUAGACGACACAUAUGAAAUGUAUCGCGGCAUGAAACGUGUUAAGUACAUGCAGGUGUGUGGAGGUAGUUAUUGCUGGAGUGGUGACUGA